AUGGGAAUCGGUCUCUUCCAGCGUAGCCGCAAGGUAUCCAAGUCCAAGUCCAUGUCACCACCACCCUCCCGUCUCGAUAAGCUUAGCCUGCGGGUACUGGUCGACUCAGGCCCCAAUGCUCGCGAAGUCAUUGUCAUCAGCAUCAACGGGUUCGACUCCGUCGACGCGAUCCGCUCAGCCGUCACUGCUCAGAUCGGUCACCACUCUAUGAGCCUUUUCAAAGUUUCUAUCCCAUGGCAGGCAAAUUACCAGGCCUCAGCCUACACCGAACGAUACGGGGUGCCAGCAUCCCUCCUCUCUGUCUUCCCCGGUCACAGCCUUGACGACCCUGCACAGCUGUCGGCCAGCGGCGGCCUGCGACUUCCGGCGUAUGCGCCUGGGACGGGUUCACUACGGUCCCGUCGCUCUGUGCGCUGGAGCUCCGCUGCUUACACGCCCACCGUGCGUGAUUGGUUCCCGGCGGGCGGCAACGCCGAGGCCAUCGAUGUUCUCGUCCGGACAGCGUCGUCAUCCGCCUCGUCCCCAUGCGUCCCCGUGACUCUCUCCGCGCGCUUCACGUGUGCUUCCUCUUCCUAUCCUGCCGAAGAGGUUAUUCUCGUCGACAUUGCCCCCACAGCGACCGUUGCCGAGCUCAAGGUUGCCCUUCUUCUCGCUGCCGGCCGGCCGGCGCCCUCGGGAAGACUCGGCAGCUUGACCCUCUGGCGCGUUGACAUGUCAGCUUAUGACCUCGCCUACCUCGACGCACAGGGCGCCCUCGACGAUGGACAGCGCCCAGCUCCUCUACCCCGCAGCAUGGCUCCUCCCAUUCCUCUUCAGGACCCGAACGCCCGCGUCGAAGACUACUUUAGCUCGCGCUGCUCUCGCGCCGAUCCCUUCCACAUCGACAUCAGCGCGCACAUUGCCGACUCCGCUGUCACAGCCCUUGCUCCUCGUACUAUCGCGCCGCCCUUCACCUACCCCAUGCCGGCAUAUCUUCUGGAAGCCCCGCGUGAGAGGCAGCGCAGCGUUGCUCCUCUCCCUACCGACAGCUAUGGCUACAGCAACAUUUCAGCAUGGGCUUCGGCCACUGAGUGCGCAACGGAUUUCAACCUCGUCGCCGCAGAGUUCACCUACCCCUCCCCCCGGCUUCCUGAGGCAGACGAGGAUGCUGGCCGUCCUUUCGUUUGCGCCGUCGGUUAUGAGAAUCUGGGCUCGCCCGGCCUUAUUGGCCUUGGCAUCACCAUGUCGCCGGCCCCAAGCACCGACACAUGCUCUUCGCGGGACGAGGAGUGCGUAUCGUGGCCGCCUACUCCCCGCAUGCCGAAUGAGGGCACGUUUGAGGACGCUUCCGUCACCGCUCUCUCGCUUGGGUGGACCCCGGUGGUCAAGGACGAGUCGCAGACUCCUAAGCAUCUCCAAACAAUGUUUGUACCUCCUACUCCCACUUUCGCCUAAUAUGUAACAUAGCACUCGGC
Molecule: messenger RNA, 1454 nt
Organism: Cutaneotrichosporon oleaginosum
Lineage: Eukaryota; Fungi; Basidiomycota; Tremellomycetes; Trichosporonales; Trichosporonaceae
Source: RefSeq, a predicted model, not a curated record